CUCAAGCUCACACGCCAUCCACUCGGCAUCAUGAAGGUCUCCGGGGCUGCCCUUGCCGUCCUUCUCUGCACCAUGGCCCUCUGCAGCCCGGUCUUCUCUGCACCGGUUGGUGCUGACACCCCGACCGCCUGCUGCUUCUCCUAUGUCUCCAAGCCAAUUCCACGUAAAUUCGUAGUCAACUACUAUGAGACCAGCAGCCAGUGCUCCAAUCCCGGUGUCAUCUUCCUAACCAGAAAAGGCCGGGAGGUCUGCGCCAACCCGAGUGAGGCCUGGGUCCCAGAAUACAUCAACGACCUGGAGAUGAACAGCUGAGCGGCCUGGAAGCUUUGAGGAACCCAGUGACCUUGGUGGGCCAACGGGAAGCAGGGGCCCGAGCCUUGGAAACACUCAUUACCUCCACAGCUACCUCUUCUGUGGGCUGGUUGUUACCCAACACCCACACUCUGGGACUCUUCCUAACUUAAAUUACAACUUAUUUAUACUAUUUAAUUUUUCUAAUUUAUUUUGAAUGUCAUGUUGUGUUUGCAACUGUUUUCUCCAAGAGACCUCAGGACACCUUCUUCACCACCCUCCCAUCCCCCUUUACUUGCACUAUGAUCGAUGACAAUCGCACCACUAUCCUCAGUUUGUUCUGGGCGGAGGUGCUGUUAAAGCUGCCAGACUGUCAAACGUGUAUGAAAUGUUUCUGUUCAUUGCUAUGUU
Messenger RNA from Pteronotus mesoamericanus, 702 nucleotides. RefSeq names its product C-C motif chemokine 3-like. Gene Ontology annotation, biological process: immune response; eosinophil chemotaxis. The record is from RefSeq and is a predicted model, not a curated record. Gene Ontology annotation, cellular component: extracellular region. The transcript is spliced from 3 exons. NCBI's taxonomy places the organism in Eukaryota, Metazoa, Chordata, Mammalia, Chiroptera, Mormoopidae. Bases 31 to 312 code for a protein of 93 amino acids. Gene Ontology annotation, molecular function: chemokine activity.